GAAAACAAUACGGCAUAGCCUCAACAAGCGUUGUGCUGUUUCGGAUGAAUAACAUAACAACAGUAAACAGAAAAAUGGUUCAUGUCUUUUUUGAAUGAUUUAACAAUCUAGCGUCAGAAUGUCAACUGACGUGUCCCUAGGGGGCUCAGAUGCGAUCCACAUCGCCACCGUACUCGAGGACUGUGUGGACCAGCUGUCAGUCCUCGGGAAAAUCAUGCCUGCAUCCUUCGAUGGACGACCAGAAGCUUUCAGUAUUGUUCACUCCCAAAUGAAUGAGUUGCUCAGUGGACAGAGGGAUCUAGAAACAAGAUACCAGUCCAUCCUUGCAAAGAAGAUUGACCUCAAACACAGUACGCAAAACACUGGCAAGCUCACAGAUAUGGAAAAGGAAGUAUUGGAGAUGGGAAAAGACCUGAAAAACAGCACCCAUGUGUUUGCGAGGAGUGUCCGACAGAAUCCACUGACCGGCGAUAAUAUGGUUAAAAUUCAAGAUGACCGGUUAUUCUUGGAGGGUGUUAUGACGGAGACACUCUCAGAGCUCAUUCAGAACUGCACAUUCCAGUACCUGGCUCAUGCUGUGGACACUCAGAAGGAGAGGAAGGCUCACCUCCAGGAAACCAUCCUCAAGGAAGAGAAUGGGAGGAAAAGAGUUAAGCUGCUUCAGAAGCAACUCACAGACAUCAAGAAAGAAAAGGAGAAAGAGAUACAAGAAAGAAAUGAAAUGAUUGCUCACCUGAAGGACCAACUUCAAGAGAUGAAGGCAAAGACUAACAUGGAAGGCAAGUACAUCAAGAAGUGUGCAGAGGUCAGCGUGGCGCAGACACAGAAGAAAUGCUCCCUGUCAGAGAAAGAACUCAAGGACGAGAUCGAGGGUCACCGUCAUGAGAUUGACGAGGAGAUACGAUGCAACUCUGAGAUUGUCUCCUUCCUGACAACCCAUCACCAAGAACUCACUCGCAAGGUUGAUUUCUGGAUGAACAAGUACGAGAAGGAUGUUGAGGCCAAGCAGCACGAGCUGGACGUGCUCAAGGCAUCCAAGGCCAAGGACCUGGAGAAACUUCAAGAGCUCACCAAACUGUAUCGAGAAUACGAGCAGGUAGUGGUAGAGGAUAGAAUUGAGAAAGAGAAAGCCCGCAGAAAGCAGGAACAGGAGGCCAUAGAGUUGAAGGCAUCUAUUAAGGUCCAAUCGUGGUGGAGAGGAGUUAUGGUUCGAAAGGGGUUUGGCCCCUAUGCCAAGAAAAAGAAGAAGGGCAAAAAGGGAAAGAAAGGGAAGGGAAAGAAGAAGAAGAAGUAGAAGGCAGAAAUUCAUUCCUACAAGAACUGUUUGCAUUUUAUUGGUGGAUAUGUAUUUAUAUGCAUAUUUUAAUACUUAACAAGCAUACAUCUAACUUUAAAAGCGAAUACAGUGUCCUUUUUAGUGUUGAGUUAUUCAAUAUCUGUUUGUCUUAGCAAAUAUUAUAUUUAAAGUAUUUAUAAACAGUUCAAUUUAUAAAACAGAGACGGUUUGAUUUAAUGUUAAAUGCUUAUUUUCAAAACAUGAAAUUUUCUUGCUAGUUGGAAUGUAUGCAUUUGGUCACAAUAUAAAUAUAGUUUUGUAAAAUUUUAAAUAAAAAAAUAAUCUGAGAAA
Messenger RNA from Dreissena polymorpha, 1627 nucleotides. RefSeq names its product dynein regulatory complex protein 9-like. Gene Ontology annotation, biological process: cilium organization. The record is from RefSeq and is a predicted model, not a curated record. Bases 119 to 1294 code for a protein of 391 amino acids. Gene Ontology annotation, molecular function: protein binding. Lineage: Eukaryota; Metazoa; Mollusca; Bivalvia; Myida; Dreissenidae. The transcript has 10 exons. Gene Ontology annotation, cellular component: motile cilium; cytoplasm.